Molecule: messenger RNA, 608 nt
Organism: Elaeis guineensis (African oil palm)
Lineage: Eukaryota; Viridiplantae; Streptophyta; Magnoliopsida; Arecales; Arecaceae
Source: RefSeq, a predicted model, not a curated record
ACAGCACCAGAAGCAUGAGAAUAUCAUAAGCUACUAAGAAGCACCCUCAGACUCCUAUCCUCCAUCUGGCAGAGUCCCAAUCCCUUCUUCCCCUUCCUCACAUGGAGUCUUAUGCCUCACUGCACUAUGCUUUUGUUCUCAUGGGGUAUACAAAUGCAUAUCCUCCACCACCACAGGUUGAAUAUGGUUACCCUUACUCAUCUCCUCCACCCCCUAAGGUGUCCCAAUCACCACGACCUCCAAGCCAUCAGGACUACAAUGAUGAGUACCCUCCACCACCUCCUUCUCAGCCAAACUGCCACAGCCAUGAUCAUGGAUGCUGCCUCUCAUUCCUAAAAGGAUGGUUGGCUGCCCUUUGCUGCUGUUGCAUGGUGAAAGGGUGCUACUUCUAAGCUGAUUGUUUUGUUUUUCUGCUGUGAGAUGAUAUCCAUGAUCCAGCUUGCUAGUAUGCAUUGUUCUUGUAAUUUGCUGUUUGUUAGGGUUCCUAGGGAUAGAUGGUGAUUAUGACAAUAUUUUACAAUAUGACUUAGUAUAAAUUUCUGUAACACUGAACUUUAAUUUGAAUAGCAGGGGUUCGAUUCAAAUGGGUGUCAACCAUCGAUUCAAUC